GAUCUCAGGACACAGAAUCAUGUCUGCUGUGAGGAAGACGGCCAGACAACCGUCACCUGAUGAAGAACUACACGAGCUGGCUGAAACCAUCGCACACCAGCUCAAACAGGGUCUGAGCGUGAGCCGGUUGUUUAAUAAAGUUCUGGAUGUGAGUUCUGGUGACAUUCACAGCGCUGGAGUGAAGCCCAUCACCUUCAUCAGACAGGUGAUAGCUGGAUGUUUGUAUCCCAGUCUUCUGGACGGUGAUGAUUUUCCUCCUGACGUUCGGUCGAGAGCACAAACGCUGCUCAGUCAGUGUGAUGGAAACAACAUCGGUUCAUACACAGACUCGAGUGGACUCGCGUAUGUGAGAAGCAACGUGGCAAAGUGUAUUUCUCUGCGGGAUGGGGGCAUCCUGUCCAGUCCGGAGCACAUCUUCAUCACCUGUGGAUCUCAGAGAGGUUUAAUGACUGUGAUGAGAUUACUGUGUCAAUCAGAGGGCCGGAGUGCAGUCCUGAUCCCAGACCCCGCCCCUCACACCCUCAUCCGCAUCCUAGAGAGGGUGGGCUUAGUGCCGCUGCCCUAUAGACUGCAAGAACUGGGUGGGUGGAGUCUGGAGAGGGCGGAGCUAAAACGAGUCAUCCAGACCUCUAGAACGCACUGCUGUCCACGAGCAAUUUAUAUCAGUAACCCCGGCAACCCAACAGGACACAUUCAGAGCAGAGAAUCCGUUGAGACUGUGAUCCGCUUCGCCGCUGAAGAGAACCUGUUUCUACUGGUGGACGAGAUUUAUCAGAAUACAGUUUUGGUCAAAGAUAAAGAGUUUGUGUCGUAUAAAAGGGUUCUUGCGGAGAUGGGCGACCCAUAUCAUGACAGAGUACAACUGGCCUCAUUCCAUUCACUGUCCAACGGCGUUAUGGGAGAGUGUGGUUUGAGAGCGGGCUACAUGGAGUUGGUGAAUGUGGAUGAAGCGAUGCUGUUGUACACUGAAGUUGUUCUGACGGGUGAUAUAAACACACCUGUGAGCGGUCAGAUCGCUCUUGACGUCAUGGUCGAUCCGCCCCGUCCAGGAGACGCCUCCUGUGAUUUAUACAUACAGGAGGUGUCGUCCAGACUGAGCACUCUGAGGUUAAACAUGUCCAGAGCUGUGAACUUCAUGAAUGAUCUGUCCGGAUUCACCUGCUCGACUGUUCAGAGCGGAAUCUUCAUUUACCCUCACCUGAGUCUACCGCACACUGCACACACACAGAGUGCUGGGUUGUGUUACUGCAGGAGACUGCUGGAGGAUCAGGGUGUGUGUGUCGGCUUCAACGAAUGCAAGAAUGAAGAUCACUCAGACUCACACACCUGCUUUUACCUCAGGCUGUGUGUGAUGAUGUCAUCAGAUGGUCUGGAGGAUUUUCUGUGUCGCCUUCAAACUUUCCAUCUUCAGUUUCUCAAAGAAUACUGAAAAAACUGACCUGGAGUUUUUAUGACACCAGCAGCAGACAAAUGAAAUAUUCUGAAAUAUUUUGAUGAACCGCACAUGUGUCACAAACACACUACACACAUGUACACUGCAUAAGAAAUUCAUUGAAUAAAACACAAGAUGUUCAAUAUUGUGGCAUUCAGAAGGCAGAAGUGUGUAAUAAAACCUUUGUCUUCAACAAAUAAAUAUGAGCACAUUUACAAUGGUCUUCUGAUUUUGAGAAAGUAGAAAAUAUCCGCUUAUUUAAAAACUUAACGUGGCAGGUCUUUUAAAUAAAAACAUCAGCUAAAUGAAAUAAAAAUGAAAUAGAAACGAAAAACAGACAUUUUAGUGGUUUCCAUUUCAAACACUAUCAUGAUCCACCAUUAAAACCAGUACUAAAUGUAGUUUGUAAGAUUUAAUGGUGUUCUAUGGGUUUCCAUCCAUCAGGUAACAUUUCACCAGUAGAACUCAACACAUUACCAGCAGAGACCCACAGACACCAUUAUAGUUUCCAUUAAAACCAAUACAGUUCCCAUUAUUGUAUUGUAUUGUAUAACUUUAUUGUCCACCUAAGUGGAAAUUUGUCUUUGGCUCACCAACACAACAAAAUUAAUAAUGACAACAUACAUAAUAAAAUAAAGUCACAAUAACUAGUUAUAUACUCACAAAGCAUAAAAGAGAAAAAAAAAAUACAGUUCAGACCUUAAGCCCUGCAUGGUAAGAGAGUUGCUGAAUUAAUGAUUCUAAUUGCAUUGGGGAUAAAAGACCUUUUAUACACAUUUUUAUUUGCUAAAGGAACUCUAUAACGUCUACCUGACUACAAAAGCUCAAACUGACUGAAAAGAGGAUGACCUUUUGAAGUCAGGUAGACGUUAGGUCUUAUAUCCCCAAUCUUUCUUUGUUGCUGUGUGUUGUUGUUUUUCUGCAGGCUUUGUGAAUCUUGGUCGUUUCUCUGGUUUGCACUUCAUUAUUUGCCGCAUCUUUUUCUCCAGAAUCAGAAUGAGUCAGCUGUGUCUGUGAUGUAGACACGACAGAUCUGUUCUGAGAUCAGUCUGGCGCAUAUCACACUAUACAUACAUUUGGCACGAGAUUAGGCGCGUGUAAUCUGUCAGACGCGGCAUGAGGGAAGGGCAAAAAUGAUCCAACCGCAUCUGUGCCAGAUUAUCCACGUCAUCCCGGUUAGUAACGGGAGUACGGGUCGUCAGCGGCGGCGCGUGCUGGACGCUUCCGUUCAUCCGCGCUUUAACGUCGCUGUGGUUACGAGUCGUGCGCGUGUGCUGUCGGUCGAUCGGUUAACGCGGUAAGGAGGAGGCUCCGUCCCUCGCGCGUGUCGGUGAACGGCGCCGUUGACGGGGGUCCCGCGGUCCUGAUGGCGGCAGCGCCCGAGGAUGAGGAUGCGGACCGGCGGCCCAUCAGAAGAGCCCGAUCCAAGAGCGACACCCCGUACCUCACCGAAACAAGACUGACCUACACACUACAGACAGAAGAUGUGAUGUUUAUCUGUGCCAAACAUGGUGCUCAGAUGGAGUCAAUGGGUUUAAGGUGCUGAUGGGUUGCUAUUGACCGUUUCAUCGGACGCGCGCGCCUGGACUGCAGUUAACUUCCGGCGUGUUUGGCUAGUGUCUAAUAAUAUAACGGUUUGUAUUUAAUUUAUGUUAAUAUUAAUUCAUAUUAUUUUAUUGUAUAAUAAUGGUAUUAAAUGA
Messenger RNA from Triplophysa rosa, 3132 nucleotides. It is a transcript of the gene gptl, whose product is annotated as glutamic--pyruvic transaminase-like. Lineage: Eukaryota; Metazoa; Chordata; Actinopteri; Cypriniformes; Nemacheilidae. The transcript has 12 exons. Gene Ontology annotation, molecular function: pyridoxal phosphate binding; L-alanine:2-oxoglutarate transaminase activity. The record is from RefSeq and is a predicted model, not a curated record. Gene Ontology annotation, biological process: biosynthetic process. The coding region runs from base 20 to 1429 and encodes 469 amino acids.